Dermacentor albipictus is the source of this 1120-nucleotide messenger RNA. RefSeq names its product glycine receptor subunit alpha-2-like. Gene Ontology annotation, molecular function: transmembrane signaling receptor activity; excitatory extracellular ligand-gated monoatomic ion channel activity; chloride channel activity. Gene Ontology annotation, biological process: regulation of membrane potential; signal transduction; chloride transmembrane transport. Gene Ontology annotation, cellular component: plasma membrane; neuron projection; synapse. The record is from RefSeq and is a predicted model, not a curated record. NCBI's taxonomy places the organism in Eukaryota, Metazoa, Arthropoda, Arachnida, Ixodida, Ixodidae.
UUUUGUCGAUGACGAAAGUUUCCGCCUCACCCUCUGCCUUGGCGUUGCUCUGCCUAAACUUUGCAGUUGCAGUGUCGAAUACUUCCUUGUUUCUACUGUUAUUAGGAGGACGGCGGCUCUUAUCAGGCGCAGCCACGAGUGGCGAUGACAACCGGAAACCCUUGAACGCGUCGUUCCAUAUUCCGACGAUAACGACCGCUCGCACGUCUGCUUCCGUCACCCCGUAACGUUUGGUCAACGAGGCCAAGGCCUCAUCUGGCGUUUUGGGAGCCGGUACGUCGAGCAAACACGAGGAUUACUCUCCAACUAUCGUGCUUGAUGGACUUCCAGCUGUUCCCGCUAGACAGGCAGAUCUGUGAUGUCGUCUUCCGCCCGUAUUCUCACACAGACGAAAAGGUGGCGAUUUCCUGGCGUGAGACAAAUGCUGUCGUGCUGGAAUUCUCGAAUGACGCUCCGGAAUUCGACGUUAUCAAUUUUGAGAUCCACAACUUCACAAGAUUCCAUCGAACGGGCAACUUCAGCAGCCUAAAGAUGGAGUUCCUGCUGGAGCGGGACCCCGGCUACUACCUCAUCCACCUGUACCUGCCACUCACGCUAACCGUGCUCAUGUCGUGGCACGCAUUGUGGCUCAAGGUUGAGAUCCCGCAAGCCCGCAUGGUGCUCAGCGUCAACUGCCUGCUCACCAUCGUGACCGUGUCCAACGGCGCCCGCGCACUCAUACCGCGGGUCUCCUACCUGAAGGCCGCCGACGUUUGGGUCACCGCGUGCAUACUCUUCGUGUACGGCGUCAUCUUGGUCUCCGCCAUGGUCAACUACAUGGCCAGGCUUAAGCUCAGGGCCCUCUGGCUCAGGAAGGUGGACCAAGUCUUUGCGGACGUGUGCCACGUGGCGAUGCACGGGACGCCUUCGGACGACUUCCUGCUGAAAAUGAACCGGGCCAACAAACAGGAGCACCACAGGAACGUCAAGAGAUCGGAGUCCGUCGAGAGGAACGCCCGCUAUCUUUUCCCCAUCUGCUUCCUCUUCUUCAAUAUCGUGUACUGGCCAUUCUACAUGCUGCGCGCGUACGCUUACUUCUGAAAGCGAAAGUUUUCGAUCAGAGCAACAUUCAGGGGAAAGU